Seminavis robusta is the source of this 1455-nucleotide messenger RNA. Lineage: Eukaryota; Bacillariophyta; Bacillariophyceae; Naviculales; Naviculaceae. The record is from the annotation of a GenBank genome assembly.
AUGGAAAUUGAAGACAGUGACAGUGUCGAUGGCAGCAACAACAUCAGCCUCGCCAGCUGCUUCAAGGAGAAUGGAGAGAUUGAUAUAGCAAGGUACCUACAGUACGCAACACAGGAGGAUGCUCUCGCAGACAAAGAAGAGUCAGACAUAUCUAGACGUUUGCAAGAAGAGGAUGAUGAUGGUAUGACCGUCAUGUCUACAGUGGCAGAAGAAGAAAAGACAACUUCAACAGAAGGCCGUAAACGGCGUAUGAAGUCUCUGAAACCAUAUUAUUUCAACGAAGCUGGAGAGAAAGUUACCUUGCGUCCAAGGCAAACAGUUUGGUAUCUUAUGUACGUGGUUUCCCCCAGUUUGGAUUGCCACAAAUUCAACAAGAAGUUUCGUCGCCGAUUUCGAAUGCCUUAUCCAGAGUGUCUACGCUUGCUGGGAUGGGCUGGUGCCGCGGAGGAGUUAACGCGGUGGAAACUUGGAUCCAAAGAUGCUGCUGGAACUGCCGCUUCACCACUAGAAUUGAUGGUGCUUGCAGCCCUUCGCUACUUGGGAAGGGGUCUCACCUUUGACGACCUGGAAGAAUAUACAGCAAUCAACGAAGAGACACAUAGACAGUUUUUCCACCGGUUCAUUACCUGGGGAUCUGGCUGGUUGUUUGACAAAUUUGUCAUCAUGCCAACUACCGAAGAAGACUACAACAAGCAUAGAAAAGAAUUCGAUGCGGGCUGUCUUCCCGGUGCUGGGUUCUCUACAGAUGCAACCAACGUUAUAAUGUGGCGAUGCUCCCACAACCUCAGACAAGCGAAUCUUGGCUUCAAACAAAGUACUCCAGCACGAACCUACAACCUCACUUGCAACCACCGGCGUAGGAUCUUGCACACAACAAGAGGACACCCAUCAAGAUGGAAUGAUAAGACGCUGGCACAUUUCGAUGAAUUCAUGACAAAGCUGCAUGAUGGAGAAAUCUUACAAGACGUUUCUUUUACCUUGUUCUCUUGGGAAGGAGAAGUCGGAAAGUCACCUCUGGAAGCGACAAAGUACAGCGGAGCAUGGGGCCUUGUUGAUAAUGGCUACCACAAAUGGGCUUGCACACAAGCACCAGCGAAGCACAAUCUACAUAGGGCUGAAGAGCGCCUCAGCGAAUGGAUUGAGUCCUUUCGAAAGGAUUCAGAAUGCACAAUUGGCAUUCUCAAAGGACGCUGGAGAGUUCUGAAGACAGGCAUUCGCCUUGAUGGACCAGAAGCAGCUGAUAAAAUGUGGCUUACCUGUUGCGCAUUGCACAAUAUGCUGCUCGAGUCAGACGGAUUGGAUGAGGAGUGGGUGGGUGGAGUAGGUGACAACGACGCCAAUGAAAUGCGGCAUCAUGCUCCAUUUGCAAUUAGCCGGACCAAGAAUUGCAGGGUUUCGGAGGUAGAGCACACGAGAACAAUGCGGUGGAACAAGAGAGAAGACGCAGAGCUCUGA